AUGGCCAGGAUCUCCCUCCUCGCGCUCCUCGUCGCGCUCCUCGCGCUGUCGCACGGCGUGACCGCCGCGGAGGUCGGCUCGGCGACGGACUACGACUGCACGUGCGAGUGCUGCGCCCCCGACAAGUGCGCCACCGAGGGCACGAAGACGUACACCAUCGCGGUGGGGUCCAGGGACAAGUGCACCGACGAGGCGUGCUCCGCGCAGGUCUCCCAGUGCCCCGACAAGGGCUCGCACAACUCCGGCGCGACCGUGACCGCCACCUACCACGACUGCACGUGCUCCUGCUGCAGGUCCGGCACGUGCCAGAACGGCCUCAAGAAGUACACGUUCGACGCGGGUUCGCCCGACAAGUGCACGCAGUCCGCGUGCGCCUCGGCGUUCGCGCAGUGCCCCGACGCGGGAUCGCACAACGCCGGGUCCGCCCAGCCGGAAGCCAACAACAUGGUCUUCGCCACCUACCAGGACUGCAUGUGCUCGUGCUGCAAGGAGGGCAAGUGCCCGACGCUGAAGUACUCCUACUUCGACGCCGGAAGCAAGGACAAGUGCACGCAAAAGGCGUGCGCGUCGGAGUUUUACUGGUGCCCAGACGCGGGCGCUCACAACGACGGCACGAUCAACGUGGCGCUCUACACCGGCCCGAAGGAGGCCGCGACGCUCGCGCCGACCGCGGCCAAGCCGAGCGGCGUGACCGUCACCAAGGAGACCACGCAGAUGCCCACCUACGGCGCGGCGCUCCUCUCCAUCUUCCUCAUCGGCCUCGUCGGCACCGUCUGCGGCAUGUUCGUGUACCGGCGGGUGCAGCGGGAGCGCGGGUUCAGGUGGGUGCAGUUCGACGACGAGGGAAGGAUGAUGGGCGAUCAAUCGUCCAAGCCGACGACGACGGUGGAGAUGAACGGAAACGGCGGCUCGCACGGCCACGUCGUCUCCCCUUUCGACAAGGUGUAA
Messenger RNA from Micromonas commoda, 948 nucleotides. RefSeq lists its product with no specific name. The transcript has a single exon. Lineage: Eukaryota; Viridiplantae; Chlorophyta; Mamiellophyceae; Mamiellales; Mamiellaceae. The coding region runs from base 1 to 948 and encodes 315 amino acids. The record is from RefSeq and is a predicted model, not a curated record.